This is a messenger RNA of Colletotrichum higginsianum IMI 349063, 1086 nucleotides long. RefSeq names its product C6 transcription factor. Gene Ontology annotation, cellular component: nucleus. Lineage: Eukaryota; Fungi; Ascomycota; Sordariomycetes; Glomerellales; Glomerellaceae. The record is from RefSeq and is a predicted model, not a curated record. The transcript is spliced from 2 exons. The coding region runs from base 1 to 1086 and encodes 361 amino acids.
AUGGCGCAACUCCUGGACCUACCCAACAGACCGGCAACCAGUCUGCUGGAACGGGAGAUUAAUAUACGGGUCUGGUGGUCACUCUGCAUGAUUGACGUGUGGUCAUCCACCGCGGUGAAGCUGCCCAAGCUGCUGCCGGCGAGAUCCGACAUCCCCCUGCCGAUGGACGAUCUGCCGUUCGUCUCGUUGAGCCGCAGCGGUGCGUCAUCAUCCUCCGCCGCGUCCGCGGGGGCGGCGGCUGCUGCUGCCGGUGUGUCCGCCGCGGGUGCGACGCUGCUGUCGGGACAGAGCUCGCAGCACCUCUCGCAGAUGGUGCGGCUCAACAGGAUCCUGCUCGACGUCAACGACUUCAACCAGCGGUGCGUGGCCGAGAACCCGGACUGGGACGCGCUCGAGAGCGGCGUGGAGGCGCUCCACGCGCGCAUGGAGGGCUGGCUCGCGGCGCUGCCGGACAACAUGCGCGACACGCCCGAGAACUUUGCGUGGUUCGCGGCGCGGGGGCUCGGGCGGACGUUCGCGGCCGUGUAUCUCGGAUAUUACCACUUCGGCCAGCUGCUGUACUACCAGUUCCUGUACGGCGCGGGCACGACGACGGCCAUCAACCCGACGGCGUCGGCGUCGGUGGCGCGGCGGGACUCGUACGCGACGCGGUGCAAGGAGCACGCGGCGAGGCUGUGCGACGUCGUGUACCGCGCGCAGACGACGGCCGGCGCCGACGUGCGGUACACGAUGGCGGCGCACGUCUUGGUGAUCGCGUCGACGGUGCAGAUCCACACGCUGCUGCUCAGCGGCGACGAGGCCGACAUCGGCCUGGCGCGGCGGCGUCUCGAGAGGAACUAUGAGCUGCUUCUGCAGCUGCGGUGCUACUGGCCGACCGUCGACCGGGCCAUCAGCCGGCUGAGGGCGUUCCACGAGACGGCGCGGACGAGCAUCGACACCAGCUUCGUGCUGGACCGCUGGAUGCUGCGGUUCCUGGUCGAGUUUGCCGAGCCGAUGGAGGAGAAGGAGGCCGCGGCCGGAACAAGCCGGCGCGGGGAUGGGGAGGAGAUGGAGUCGCUGUGGACGAUGGAGGGGCGGCCGCGGUGA